Salvelinus sp. IW2-2015 is the source of this 2355-nucleotide messenger RNA. Its product is annotated as RILP-like protein 1. Gene Ontology annotation, cellular component: ciliary basal body; cytoplasm. Gene Ontology annotation, biological process: cilium assembly. Gene Ontology annotation, molecular function: small GTPase binding; dynein light intermediate chain binding; protein dimerization activity. Lineage: Eukaryota; Metazoa; Chordata; Actinopteri; Salmoniformes; Salmonidae. The record is from RefSeq and is a predicted model, not a curated record.
CAUGCGCAGUGGGCUACACAGAACGUUCAUAGUUCGUGAUAGGUAUUGGAUUGCACUCUGGGGAAUCUGGAAGUUGAGAAUUAUUUUUGAAAUAGGCCUACAUUCAAAGAGUUGUAAAAAUAUCGGAAAGAAUAGCAAUAAGAAGUAGGCCUAGAUCGUACUACAAACGUUACACAAUAAUAACUGUCAGAUAACUGUCCUUGUUGAUUUCGGAGGGGAGAAACAGACAUGGAAGACUUCGGAACACCCCUGGACAAAAAUGCUACGGAGUUAACCGUUAUGGACGUCUAUGACAUUGCCGCGGUUGUGGGACAGGAGUUUGAACGCAUUAUCGAUCAGUUUGGAUGCGAGGCUUCACUGCGGCUGAUGCCCAAAGUGGUCCGGGUUCUGGAAGUUCUAGAGGUGCUGGUCACCCGAAACAAUAUCAACCCAGAGACGGAAGAGCUACGGCGUGAGCUGGACAGGUUGCGAAUGGAACGGAAUGACAGAUUGAAGAAAGAGCAGCUACAUCAAAAGGAGUUGGAGCUGGUGGAGGACGUGUGGAGAGGGGAGGCCCAAGACCUGCUGUCUCAGAUCACACAACUGCAGGUGGAGAAUAAGAGCCUUCGGAAGAGCCUGUUCCUAAAAGACUCACCUGUGACUGAGGACCUGCAGAGACAGGAGGGUGUGUCAGAGAGAGAGUGUCAGGUGAUGAAGAAGGUAAAGGAGGUGGUAGACAAACAGAGGGAUGAGAUCCGGGAUAAGGACCAUGAGCUGAACCUCAAGAACGAGGACCUGGAGGCGCUUCAGCUACAGCAGCACCGUCUGAUGAAGGUCAACCUGGACCUGCGGCACAGGAUCAGUGUGGUAGAGGCUCAGGGCAAGGCAGUGAUCCAACAGAAGGUUGAGCUGGAGGCUAUGUCCCAGGUGCGCCAGCAAGAGCUGGGGGCCCUGCGGCAGGAGGUGGCAAGGCUGAAGGAGGAGCGCAAAGAGUGGGAGCUGGACAUGAAGAGGUCAGCCGAGGAGGAACCAUCCCCAUCAAAGGCUGUGAUGACAGUGCUUACACCAGUGUCGGCCAAGUCCUUGGUACCAGCAUCAGCAGCCUCCAUCGUACACAAUUCUUUUUGGGCGGAAUGCAGAAGUGACCAUGAAUUCCUGGCACAGUGCUUUGAGUCAGAAGAGAGCCCUCCUUUCCUCCCGCUGUGUGAUGAGGAGCAAGAGGAGGAACCUGAUGUCCUGGACCAGAAGGAGUCCGACAGGCCCCACUUCACCCUCGAGGAGCUACGGGACGUCCUGAAGGAGAGGAACGAACUCAAAGCUCAAGUGUUCAUGCUGAGAGAGGAGCUCAUCUAUUACAAAAGUGAGGAGUUAGAGAAUGAGAUUUACGGCAUCAACUUGGAUCCAUCACUUCAGUCACAGCCUGCAACCACUGAACAGCCUGACUCAGGGAUCAAACGUCUGAUAUUCACUGCAGUAAUGCCGAUGGUAGCAGCAGGGUUGAUUGCAGACGAUCCAACGUUACAGCCGAUCAGACGACUUAUGUCCUGUGUAUGAACUUUUACAUUUAUUUCAUCUCUUUUUGUGAUGUCAUUGUUCUUGAGCCAAGCACCGCCACUGUGCCAAAGCCCCUCCACCGCCUGUCAUCUCAAAUGCAAUACUUCCUUGUGAUCAUGUGUGCACGAUGUGUGAGUAGGAUGUGGGAGUAUUCUUAUUGGCUGAUAAUGUGUAGAUCUUGAACCAGCUCAUCAUAGAAGAUGCCACAAUCAUAAAAAAUUGUCACUUUUUGCCAAUAUACUAAUCCAGCAACUCACUAUUACAAGUACAAAUCCACAUAUGCAUGUUGUCUGAGUUAGGAUUUUCCCAUAGCAUGGAUAUUCACUGUUGACAGCUCUUCAUUUGUUGAAUAAAGUGGAGUGACUAACUAGGUUAACCUCUGACAGGGCAAAGCUUAUGCACCUCCCCAACCUUUUGUUGAGCACUUUUCCUCAUGCAUGCUCUCAUUCUGCUUUUGUCCUCACUCUGAGAACUCAAUGUUCUCACUCACUCUUCAUGAAUAAUCUGAAGUGUAACCAAUGUAUUUUAUUGAUCUAUUUUAGCAGUAAUAUUGUCAUGGCUAGUUGAUAUAUUUUUUUUUUUUGCAUGGUGUAACCUAAAUUCUUAAUUUCUCUCAUUGCACCUAUCCAGGUUUAGCAUCUUCUCUGGAGAAAAGAGGUGACCAGAGGAAGUGAUUUGUUAUUUGCACACAGAGCAGGCUCAGGAGGCACUGAAGCAUCCAUAACCAGGGACCUACACUGAAUGCACAAAACAUAAGGAACACCUGCUCUUUCAUGACAGACUGACCAGGUGAAUCCAGUUGAAAUCUAUGAUCCCUUAUUG